Molecule: messenger RNA, 8881 nt
Organism: Hydractinia symbiolongicarpus
Lineage: Eukaryota; Metazoa; Cnidaria; Hydrozoa; Anthoathecata; Hydractiniidae
Exons: 14
Coding region: 1252-7848 (2198 amino acids)
Cellular component (GO): membrane
Molecular function (GO): ATP hydrolysis activity; ABC-type transporter activity; ATP binding
Source: RefSeq, a predicted model, not a curated record
GCAUUUAUAUAUAUAUAUAUAUGUGUAUUUAUAUAUGUCCGGCUGGGCAUUUUUUCUUUUUUUUCUAUUACUACCGGUGCGCUGUGACUUUAAAAUAUAGACUAAAAAGCAACUUAGCGAGUUAUCCGGUUUAAUUUAUUAGUUAAGUGAGCUAAUUUUCGUGGUUAGUGAUGUAAUAAAAAGACCAUCACUUUUAAUUUGAUCUGCAUCAGCAAUUAUCCACUGGUGUUACUAUGGCAAUGCGUAUCUACACGCGAUCAUUUCAUGAACGGUCAUAUUAACGAAGAUAAUAUUAAAUUUGAGGUACUUUUGUUGUUGUUGUUUAGUAUUUUGUUUAUGGUUAGUAAGGACAUGGAUAGUUUUACAUGUCAAUUUAUUGAUACUUUUUUUCAUAUAUACUUGCUGGUUUUUUAAUUCAGGGUAUUCAGCUCUGUAAACAAACUUAAUGUGGGAUAGGUACGGAAAAAAUUAAGGGACAUUUAUAAGCAAGACGAUCGAUAGUAUAAAUAAGAUAUUAGGUUAAAAUCGUAGAGUUUUUUUACGAGGAUGAUUGGUCUAUUUCUUUAAAAAAGCAAAGGCAAGCGAAGGCAGUUGUAAAAGAUGACUGCAAAGGCUAAGAAAGUGGCACAAAAAACAACCAAUGAAACUAGAUUUAUGUGCAUCUAAACAAAAUUCUACUCAGACGUUGUAGUUAGGGAAGUAGAAGGGCUGUGUUGAGACUAAAAGAAACCAUGUUGUCUACAAAGGUGUUUGAUUCUGUGCUACAGUCUUCAUUGGGUUUACUAAAACAAAUACUGAUUAAAAAUGCUUAAUAAAUGUCCUUAACCAAUUUUCCAAUAAAGUUGAAAGAAGCAGAGUCGUAGCUGACACUCAAAUCCUCUUUUUUCAGAAAGACAAGGGGGAAUUUUGAGAUUCUACCCUUUUAGUUUGGGUAAAAACGCUUCUUUUGCACAAGUCUGUUUCACUUUUAACCACGAUCCACAAAAAUGCUUUGUGGGACGUGAAUCUCCCCCCAGGCCCCUAUGGCUCUGCGUAUAGUUAUUUCCUGGCAUUUUCUGGCUGUAGAAAAAAUAGCAUCUCCUAUUUAUUUUGUUUGUUAUCUGUGAAUGUCACACUGUCAUUACUUGUUUGGACAUAAGAAGGUAGCUUACUUUCUUUGUUUUACCGUUACUUUUGUCAAAUUAUCCAUGUUUUUUUUCUAAGUAGGCAUCCCAAAAAUUAAACAACAAUCGCUAAACAUGUUCCGUGUAAAUGAUACCUUACCAAGAAUACAGUGAUAGAAGCAUGAUGUACACUUUGCUGUUUUUUGAAAUUGUGAAUAUUCUCCUGUGCAUGACAAUUUCUUCCAAAGAUUUGAACAAGCGCACGAUCUUUGGAGCUUCAGAUAUUGGAGCUGUGUGCAACGAUGGUACUCCUGGAAUAUAUUAUCUCCAUCAUAAAAAGGAUAGUUUAAAAUGGAUAAUCUAUGUUGAAGGUGGUGGAGGUUGCUCGAGUAAUAAACAGUGCGAAGAGAGGUUUAAAAGGACUCCAUACUUCAUGAGCUCAAAGAGUUAUCCUGAUAGAAUUCAAACAAGGAGUUUAAUGUCGACCGAAAUAUAUGCUGACUACAGCAAAAUUAUUAUACCAUAUUGUAGUAGCGAUUUAUGGCUUGGAAAUAGUUCCCAAAAAAAUAACAAACUAGCAAACUCAACAAAUGUGACUCCUUAUCUUUUUCGUGGAGCAGUUAUAUUCGAAUCUGUGAUUAACGAAGCAAUAGCUAUUGGCUUAAACAAGUCAACCUACGUGACGAUAGCGGGGACCAGUGCUGGAGGUAUUGGAGCUAUAAAUCAUAUAAAACAGUUGCAGAAAAAACUAAAAAAUACACAACUUUCAAUUAUUUUAGAUUCAUCAUGGUUUCUAAACUUUGAUCAUUACUUUAGCAGUAGGUCCAAUACGGACUUUUUAAGACAAUCUGGUAUAGCGAGACAUACUAGCUGUCGAGAUGUUCGUUGGAGUUAUCCAUGUUGUUUUUCAGUUUCUUGCUUGCUUAGCCAGUCGUACAUACCAACGAGUGUAGAGAUGCUGGUUAUUUCAAGCAAAUACGAUGUUUACAUCCUAUUUGACCGUCUUUUGUCACGUGAUCGCACUUCUAAUUAUGCCAAUAUAUUUAAAACAAAAGAAAUUUUAACACGUGUGCAUGCAUACGGUGGGCACAUGUUACAUUCUCUCGAAAUCGUGCAAUCGUAUCCGAACUUUCACUAUGUCCUAUUGUCGUGCUUUCAACAUGGCUACAUUGCAUCAUCGUCACUAUGGGAAACCGUAUACAACGCUAAAAUUGAACUAAAUUUCGAUUCCAUACACUUUGAACACACUGUUUCAGAUGACAAUCUAAAGCUAAUCUCAGUAAAGGGUCAGUCUCUUGAAAACGUCGUACUGAAAUGGCAUGAUAUUUUACAGAACAAAACUAAUAAAAGCAGAGAUGCAAUUUCUAACUUGCGUAUAACAGACAGUUGCUCACAUGCUCAAUGUAAUCCAACCUGUCCCCAGGUUAUUCAUUUCAACAUAUACAAAUCUGGUUGGAAGAAUUGGAAACGAAUUUUAUUAAUUUUUAUCAUAUUGUUUAUAUUUGCUGGUUGCUUAGUAACAAAAAUAGCCUGGAUGAUACAACAUCACCAAUUAAAGACCACUCAAGCCUUGUAUUUAUGUUCGAAUUACGACAGUGUAGAAGGGUUGGAUAAAAUUAAAUGUUUGCCCACAUGCCCACCGCAUAGCAGUGUUGGCAUCUCUUGCACCAUGUUGGAAUAUGACAUAGUUAACCAAUCACAGGCCGAGAUUAUCGGUACAUUGAAACGAGCAGAACCUGCCAUGCGACAGAGGAGACUUUCUCUGACGCAUAUAAGACGAAAGAGUUUUCAUUCACCCGGUAAAAAAAUUAUUAGCGGCAUUACAGCGUACUUUAAUCCAGGUCAACUUGUUGCGAUUAUGGGUCCCAGUGGGUCAGGAAAAACAACUUUGUUGGAUUUGUUAACAGCAAGAAAACAUAACAAGGAAGCAGAGGAUAACAUUUUUAUCAACGGGUUGCCCGCGGAAGAAACGCGGGAUUGGUUUAUAAAGAAUAGCGGUUACGUUCUGCAGUUAGCAACACCCUACCACGAGGAACUUACAGUUCGACAAAACUUAACAUACACAGCUAUGAUGAGGUUACCCAUGAAGAUGAAAGUGCAGGAUAAAAUGUGGAGGGUUGAACAGGUGCUUGGGCAGUGCGGUUUAUUUGACGUAGCUGAUGUUGUGGUGGGCGGUAACGACGGAGGUGGCGGUUUGAGUGGAGGUCAGAAAAGAAGAUUAUGUAUCGCAUUGCAGUUGUUGGAUCUACCAAGUGUAAUUUUUCUUGACGAACCAACUUCAGGAUUGGAUUCGGCAUCCUCAUUAGAGCUUCUUGAAACUUUGCAUGGAUUAACCUUAUCUGGUCGGUUAGUGGUCGUGACAAUUCACCAGCCUCGUCUUGAAAUAUUUCAUAUGUUUGAUGCUAUCCUGAUUCUCUCUCAUGGAGAGGUCGCCUACUUCGGCUCACCAAUCGUUGCACCAAUGAUGAUAGCAGAAGCUUUGCAAGAUUCUGGUCAGGUUUUUGACGCAUCUAACCCUGCAGAUACAAUAAUGGAUGUGCUGACGAAUGAUGACUCACAAAAGAUAAUUGUCAAGCAUUAUCAGGAAAGCGGAGAAAUAGAAGCCAUCACUAGAGCGAUCGCAAGAGCUAGAAGACAUCCACAGAAAACUCUUAGUAUGAAAUUCCAAAAGCAAACAUCAAGCAUACAGAACAGAUUACUUGCUUUGGAUGGUCGAAGUUCAGCAUCACAAACUUUAUCACAGAAGCUCUACUUUACCAUUAUAUUUUUGUUAUACAGUUUGUCCUUAGGGUCAUGUUACUGGAAGACCGAACAAGGCAUCUUAUUGAUGUCCUGCUACAUGGUAUUUUCGUGUGCAAGUCAACUCUUCAUGGCCUCCGUUAUACAUGCCCACUUGGGAAAAGCUUUUGCAUUGUUUGCGCUGGAAAAAGCUGAUGGGGUUGGAUAUUCUCACGAAUUAGUAUUACAUGUUUUUAUACGAGUCUUUUCCCAAGCGGCCUUACCGUUAAUAGCAGCCUGCGGUAUUAUAUACGUCUGCAUGUUUAAUGAAUACGUACUGUGGAAGUUUUGCAUCACAACGUUAAUUCACCUACAGCUGAACCAAACGUGGAUAGCAAUAGUCAUACUCACAGCGUGUAUAACUCCACGAUAUUCCCCUUUAGUUUCACCGUUACUUUCAGCUGUUGCUGGAUUUGCUGGUGGAUUUUUAGUUCCAGAGCCCCAGAUGCCUAUCUUUUAUUAUUGGUUAUUUUACAUCAACCCCACUCACUGGGCGUACAGAGGAAUAGCAAAAACUCUUAUCAGUGACAUUUCAUUCAAAUGCAAAUGGAAUUCGCCCUUAGAAUGUCAGGGCAGCAGAGGAAUUAUGGUGUUGGAGGAGUUUGGUUUUCAUCGUGUAAACCCAUACUUAAGUAUGGCUGUUUUAUUAUUCAUGUUGUGCACUCUGCUUAUUGCUGCAGUGAUAGUGCUUGAAGUGAAAUACUCCAAACGACAGUGGAAACAAGUUAAAACAAAUUAUAUACAAGCUUGCAAAUCUGGAUUUUCGAGUUUGUGUGGCUGUUGGAGAGCAUGUGCUGAAGCAAAGAAACGUCGGAAACAACUUGAAGAAGAAGAGAGACAAAGGCUUUUUAAACUCGCCGAAGAAGCAUACACGUAUAAAAAAGAAGAUGAGGCUACAAACAAUGACAAAAAGAACGACAGUAACGAAGACGACGAGGAUGAUGAAACUAAAGACGUAGAGAUUUCACCAAAAAUACAUAGGAAAGAUUCUAGAGCCAGAAGUCAAUCUUUCACAGAUGCUGAGACUGUGGACAGCUACAACAGCAGUAAUGACGAAGAUGAAGACCCUACGCUACAAAAGGAAAGAGAAAAUCUUGCAUUACCAAAGAGUACCGUGCAAAUCUCAAUAACAUCUUUUUUAAAUAAACUCCAAACGUCUGUCUCAUCUGGAUUAUCGAAAUCACGCUCAAAUACUGCUUCAGUAAAUUCGGUCAACACUGCUUAUAACAGUUUGAACAGCGAUCCAGUAAGAAUGCGGUCUAGGAGUGCUGGCAAAAACAAAAAAUGGAAGACAAUGAUAUCUCACAGAAGAAAAACCUUCACAGGUGUUAUUGAAGAAAACGAAGAACUGGAGCUUCCAAAUCGAAUGAGACCAAGAUCUUUGCUCAUUCCAAAAAACAACUCCGAUAGAUCAAGUCCUGAUUUAAAAACAUCGUUUCUUGAAGAGCGGCAAAAAGUUACGGCGGAUUUGGAAAGCGAAUCAAAAUCUUCAGCUUCGGAAGUAAGUGAAAACACGGUCCAAAACACGAAAAAUAAUAAAACUCGCCAGAAUGCACCACACAUAAUUCAUAGACCCAUCCCACCAGAUAUUAUUAUAGACAUUGAAAGUAGUCAUGAAGUAGCUCGUGGGAAAGAAAACAACCAAUCAGAAGCUACGUUGAACAAUAACAAUACAGACAAAGCAACUGACCGUUUGCUUUCGAGUGGAACAGACACAGAGAAGGUUGCAAAGAAACAAAAGAAAAAGAAGAAAAAAAGACAAAGAAAUCGAAAAACAAAAUCGAAAGAUACCUGGUCUAAAUAUUUAGAUACAAGCUCACAACGACACGAGGUGUAUUGUGCUUUGAAUUCCAUUAAAAAACGACUCAGCGGGAAGGAACGUUUGAAGGGAAAAGCGCAAACGAGGAAACAAUCAUCGAUUAACAUCCAGCGAAAAGCUUCUAUGCAAAUCUUAGAUGAUAAACGCAGAAGUCUAAGAGAUCAACUUUCUGGUCUGCGAUACUCCACCGCUAACGCUGAUUUAUCGCCUGAGAUGAGAAAAAAAAUUAACAUAAUACGUGCACGAAACAAAUACCAAAAACCAUCGGAACGAGAAAUUUCUAACGCUGUUUCAUUUUCGGCCACUUUGCGUGAACAAAAUAACGAUAUUAGAUUAUCGACAACUUCUUCGAAACGUACUUCGAAACCAGACGAUGAACGCGAACUGCUCGAAAGAUUAAGCGUGUUAUCCAGCCAAAGGAACAGUCGUAACAGCGGUGUUUUAUCGAGUGUAAAAAAUAGUCGUAACGAUCAUUCAAAAAGUAGCGAGCACCUUUACGAAAACUUAUCAAGAACAGAAGGCGUUGCGACAGAAAUGAGCGACGUAUUAAAGAAACUUAACAGUCUUGACAAUUUAGAUUGCUCUUACUCGAAUUUUGAUUCUGACUUCAUGGAAAACGAAAGUAGAAGGCGUUAUUUGAGUUAUCCACCAGACGCAAAUCGCAAAAGUGAUCCGUUACUACCAGAAGAACGAGAAUUAGUUGAACAACUCCUCCGAAAAUACAGUCAACUUUAUGAUCAAACACAUCAAAAAGAUGAACUACCGCAAAAUGAAAAACCAACAUUUUCUACCAAAGUUAAAAUCAAAGGAACAUCACCUGGGCAUUCCAGAAGAAGUAGUGUUGACCACACCAAGCCUGCAACUCAAUACCGAGCAUCUGUUAAUAUGGAUCAUGUACUAGAGGAGGCUUUGGAAGAAGGCGAGAAAAUGUCAUCAAACCUUGAAGAAGGAAAUAAGACAAGUUCACCAAAAGACAGAACUAAGCAAUUCACGCUGAUGCAUCGCCGACAUAGUGAGGAACGAGGUGCAAUGAAAAAAGAUAUAUUGGAAGCUUUUAGAGGUGGAAGAAACAGGAGUACAUCUAUGACAACAGCAGGAAACAAACAGGAAGUUGCAGACACAACACCAGUUAGGUCUAAUUCAGGAAAUAAAAUUAGCAAUGCAGAAAAGAAAGCUAAAAUAAUGGUGCCUAGUCAAAGUAUUGAUAACGACGAUGACGGCGAGGAGGAAGAAGACGACGAUGAUGAAGAAGACGAUGACGUUGACGAUGACGUUGACGAUGAAGAUAAGUCAAAGAAGUCGUCUGUUCAAGAAGAGGCUGAUAAUGUAUUUGAUCAUUCUGAAUCAUCAAGUGAAUAUGAAGAAGAGAUUGUUAAAACGCAAGAAGGAUUCAUUAUACCGAAAGAAUCUAUACAUAAAGUAAUGGGAAAUGGGAUGUCGCCUUUGGCUGUUGGAAUGAGGUUAAGGCGGGAAAGCAGGACAAAGGAAGAGGAAAUUGAACGUCAAUUUAAACGGGAGAAUUUCCUGAAAGAUCGACCUGCUAGAAGAGGGAUAAGGAUGCCCAUCGGAUCUGCUGGGAAGGUGAACCUAUUGAAGUCAAAAUUUGAGUCCAAGACUACAACUGAGUCUAACUCCACCAGAAUACGAAGAAGCAUUGAGAAGUUGAAUCAAAAGGCUAGCAGCAAAACACACAGGCCAUUCUUCAAAUUGCUACGUUCUAAAUCAACACAAAAUUCCGAAAGUGGUUCUGAAAGCGAAAUAACAGGUGUGACCACGCCUGUGAAUAAUGUUGCUAUAGAAACACGCAUGGGAGAGUUGUUUCAAAGAACUUCCACCCAGAAAGGAAAUGUACUAAAUGAUGUGAUAAUCACAGAAAGAGAUAUGAAUUUUCAAAUAAAUGAGAACAUCGGUGAACAGCAUAUUUUCGUGUUACCUACACCAAUACAAUGUGAAUGCAAAGAACCAAUUAGGUCGUCAUCUUCAAUUGAAUAUGAUUUAGAUAGGUCUAAUUGCCAUACAAUUAGACCUCCAUCCAAAAAACACAGGGUUCCUUACAAAGAAGAAGAAGAAAUUUUUCACAGGUUCGGCUAUUUCAUGGAUGAGGAUUACAAAGAACUGCGUGAUUCUUUUCGUGACGUAUUAACUUAAUAAUGUUGUUAAUAAUUUUAAAAAAGAAGCACCAAUUAAAACCUUAGUCAGCUAAAAUCUCAAACCCUAAAACCUGCUUUGUGGGUAAUUCAGAUUAUAGAAAUUUUGUUGCAAUUUUUAAUAGGGAUCACUGUUCCACCGUGUGGACUCUAGAUUGCAGUAAAUUAACUAAAAUUCCAUACACUUUCUCUAGCGUAUGUAUCAUAGCAAUUUUACUAAAACGACUUAUGUAUUUUACGUGACUUUAUGAUAAGCUAAUCACCAAUAGUUUACUAGAUAAAACUUUGAUCUGCGAAAAACAAAUGGAGGUGUAACAAAAAUUUACAUUUUAUUUUUAAUUUUUUUUAUUUAAUAUUUUGUUAUAUUAUUUAGUAUUUCUUUUUAACUUUCUUGUACAUAUAAAUGUAGGUAGUUUUAAUUUAUAUUAAUGCAAUGAAACUAAUAAAUUAGUAACGUAGAAAAUUUAAAAAAGAAUAUUCUGAUACUUAAAGGCCUGAAGGUCUGGAUUUAUAGGAUAAUGUUAAUGUUAUUAUUUAAUCACAUCAAAAACAUCCGGGUUUUGGUGGCCAGUUAAUAAGAAAAUGAUGUCACACUUUUGGCUACUGUAUCACAUGGCUAGUGACGUGGUCUUAUUAUAACAUUCUUAUCAAACCAAAAUUUGGUUUAUCAAGUAAAAAUCUCAGUAUAUACCAUCCAUAUCGUAAGUGUUGAUCAUCGUCAUGUAAACUCUCCCGUUCUUGGGUGGUGUGACAUUAUCCCUGGGGAAAGAGAGAAAUAAGUUAACUGUUGUAAUGGAAAUAGAAAUAAAUAACAGUUGAUACUGAAAAAUUGAAAGUUAAUUUACUAUACACUAUCUCCAGUACUAAAUUCCUUUUUUUUUGUAAAAUACUAAAAAUACAUUUUAGUGCAGAAAAGUAAUGUGGAUAUGCUCUGUACCGUGCAAAAACUAGUACAUAGCAUCAAUAAAGUCAUAUCACCUUCAGGAAAUAAAUUCUGCAUUCUUUAAUUCCGAAUUCAUUUCUUAAGGUCACGU